UUGUCGGGUCCCACCAUGGCAGUUUACCGCCUGUGUGUAACCACUGGUUCCUACCUGAAGGCUGGCACACUGGACAACAUCUACGCUACUUUGGUGGGCACCUGUGGCGAGAGCCCUAAGCAGAAGCUGGAUCGUGUGGGCAGGGAUUUCGCCACUGGAUCGGUUCAGAAGUACAAGGUGCGCUGUGCAGCAGAGCUGGGUGAGAUCUUGCUGUUGCGCCUACACAAGGAGCGCUUCGCUUUCUUCUGCAAGGACCCCUGGUACUGCAGUCGAGUCAGUAUCACGACCCCAGAUGGCACCGUUAUUCACUUCCCCAGCUAUCAAUGGAUUGAGGGCUAUUGCACCGUGGAGCUGCGACCGGGAACAGCAAGAACCAUCUGUCAGGACUCUCUCCCCCUCCUUCUGGACCACAGGAAACGGGAACUCCAGGCCCGCCAGGAAUGCUAUCGCUGGAAGAUCUACGCCCCCGGUUUCCCGAGAAUGGUGGAUGUCAGCAGCUUUGAGGAGAUGGAGUCAGAUAAGAAAUUUGCCUUGACCAAGACAAUCCCUUGUGCAGACCAGGAUGACAACUCUGGGAACAGGUACGUGCCUGGCUUACCCAUGAAGGUUGACCUCCCAUCUCUGUUGCACAUGGAGCCCAACAUUCGAUACUCAGCCACCAAGACAGCCUCACUGAUCUUCACCGCCAUUCCUGUAUCCUUGGGAAUGAACAUUCGUGGUCUGCUAGCCCGCAAGGGCUCCUGGAAGAAGCUGGAUGACAUCCGGAACAUCUUCUGGUGUCACAAGACCUUCACUUCAGAGUACGUCACAGCGCACUGGUGUGAGGACAGCUUCUUCGGGUGCCAGUACCUGAAUGGUGUCAACCCUGUCAUGCUCCAUUGCCUCUCCAGCUUGCCAAGCAAGCUGCCUGUCACCAAUGACAUGGUGGCACCUUUGCUGGGACCAGGCACCUGCCUACAAACAGAGCUAGAGAGGGGGCACAUUUUCCUAGCGGAUUACUGGAUCCUGGCGGAGGCCCCUGUCCAUUGCGUAAACGGCCGCCCACAGUACGUAGCCGCUCCGCUUUGCCUGCUGUGGCUCAACCCACAGGGGGUGCUGCUGCCGCUGGCCAUCCAGCUCAGCCAGACACCGGGACCAGAGAGCCCCAUCUUUCUGCCCACUGACUGCGAGUUGGACUGGCUGCUGGCCAAGACGUGGGUGCGCAACUCUGAGUUCUUGGUGCACGAGAACAACACGCACUUUCUGUGCACGCAUUUGCUAAACGAGGCCUUCUCCAUGGCCACACUGCGUCAGCUACCUCUAUGUCAUCCAAUCUACAAGCUCCUGCUUCCCCACACUCGAUACACGCUGCAGGUGAACACCAUCGCAAGAGCCACGUUUCUCAACCCAGAAGGCCUCGUGGACACGGUCACGUCCAUCGGUCGGCGCGGCCUCAUCUACCUCAUGAGCACAGGGCUGGCCCACUUCACCUACACGGAUUUUUGCCUUCCGGAUAGCCUACGGGCUCGCGGCGUCCUGAACAUCCCCAACUACCACUACCGGGACGAUGGCCUGAAGAUCUGGGCGGCUAUUGAGAGGUUUGUCUCAGAGAUCGUGAGCUACUAUUACCCCAGCGAUGCCUCGGUGCUUCAGGAUUCUGAGCUGCAGGCCUGGGUGGGUGAGAUUUUUACUCAGGGAUUCCUCGGCCGGGAGAAUUCAGGCUUCCCAAGCAGGCUGUGCACUCCAGGAGAGCUUGUGAAGUAUCUCACUGCAAUCAUCUUUAACUGCUCCGCCCAGCACGCUGCAGUCAAUAGUGGGCAGCAUGACUUUGGGGCCUGGAUGCCCAAUGCCCCAUCAACUAUGAGGCAGCCCCCUCCUCAGACUAAGGGGACUACAACAAUGAAGAGUUACCUAGACACCCUCCCAGAAGUGAACACCACCUGCAGCAGCCUUCUCCUCUUCUGGUUGAUCAGUCAGGAGCCCAAAGACCAGAGGCCUCUGGGCACUUACCCAGAUGAACACUUCACAGAGGAGGCCCCACAGCAAAGCAUUGCGGCCUUCCAGAACUGCCUGGCACAGAUCUCCAGGGACAUCAGGGAACGCAACCAGAACCUGGCACUACCUUAUACCUACUUGGACCCUCCCCUCAUCGAGAACAGUGUCUCUAUCUAAGCCCCACUUCACACCAUCCCCGACGAAAAGAAGUUCCAACUAAAGGGAAGGCCGUCGUCUUCCUAAGGCCUUCCAGUCCCUUCCCGCCUCCCUCAUCUUGAACCUUCUCUGCCUAUGGGACCAAGAUGGCCCUCAUAUUAUAUAAAUGGGCCCUAAGCUGUGAGGGACCAGUACAGCAGUGUUCAGGUGAAAGCCGCUGAUUAAAGUCAA
Peromyscus eremicus (cactus mouse) is the source of this 2361-nucleotide messenger RNA. RefSeq names its product arachidonate lipoxygenase 3 (gene Aloxe3). Gene Ontology annotation, biological process: linoleic acid metabolic process; lipid oxidation. NCBI's taxonomy places the organism in Eukaryota, Metazoa, Chordata, Mammalia, Rodentia, Cricetidae. The transcript has 15 exons. Bases 16 to 2151 code for a protein of 711 amino acids. The record is from RefSeq and is a predicted model, not a curated record. Gene Ontology annotation, molecular function: oxidoreductase activity, acting on single donors with incorporation of molecular oxygen, incorporation of two atoms of oxygen; protein binding; iron ion binding.